Molecule: messenger RNA, 1944 nt
Organism: Brassicogethes aeneus
Lineage: Eukaryota; Metazoa; Arthropoda; Insecta; Coleoptera; Nitidulidae
Source: the annotation of a GenBank genome assembly
UAUUUGUUAUAUGACAGUUUGUAAAUCGUGCAAUUUCGUUUAAGGUCGUCAACACUGUUGACUCACAGCUGUUAAAACGUCAACGACUUGAGAAUUGUUUGUCUCUCGCCGAAUAAAUUUAACACGUUUAACAGCUAAUACAGCUGUUUUACGAUGCCUUAUUGCAAUUAAUUAACAUAGUUAUGAGUCUUUAAGUGUGUAUAGUUUUUGAGUGGAGAUAAGAUAGUGAUCCUUAUGAAUCUCGACUCGGAAUCCCCAGUUCAGACAGUAUGGAAGAGCGAUUUGUAUCGCAUGCAACUGGAGGCCCCUGUGCCUAUUCCAGUUAUAUGUAAUGAUGUUAUACCAGACCUACCCGCUCAUUUAGGGCAAGAUUAUCAUGGGCAUAUUUCUCAUAUUCAAGCUUCAAAUUUGCUUAGUUUAAAACCAAAUGGGGCCUAUUUGGUUAGAAAUAGCAAAUCAGCAAAUGGACAAUUCCAUACAUUAAGCUUAAAAUUUAACGACAAAAUUCACCAUUAUCGCCUAUACUAUGAUCCAAAAGGCGGUUUAUAUGUCAGAGAAAAAAGAUAUGAUUGUGUCAGAUCUCUUGUGGCUGAUGGUUUGGUUACAAUGUACUUGGAGCUUAAGGCCCCCACAGUAUUACAAAGGCUUGCGACAGCAAACUACCAAGAAAGCCCCUAUAUGACGUUAAACAAGAAAAAAUUACGGGCCUUAUCAAGGGAAAAUGCAAAAAACACAAACUUGUUCAAAGAUAAUGCCAAUAACGAUAACAUUCCAAUAUCCCAGUAUAUUUUAGGGCAAGUUAUUCCUGAACAAACUGAAAAACCACAUGUUUUUAAGGCUACCACUUUUAAAGGGUUAAAUUGGUGCGAGUUGUGUGCAAAUUUUUUAUGGGGGUUUACAUUGCAGGGGAAUAAAUGUGACGACUGUGGAGUUAUAGCACACAUGAAAUGUUCAGAAAAAUUCGCCAAUGACUGCGUUCCCGAUCUGAAAUACGUUAAAGGCGUAUUUGGGAUAGAACUGACGACAUUUUUGUCGGCUCACAAAGCAGAAAUUCCGUUUGUUGUUACCAAAUCUGUGGCGGAAGUAGAAGCAAGAGGUCUCACCAUCGAGGGUAUAUACAGAUUAAAUGGUUUUGCCGACGAAAUCGAUGCCAUCAAACUAGCUUUUGACAAAUAUGGUGAAAAAGCAGAUUUAAGCAUUGAAAAAUACGCAAACGUGAAUGCAAUCACUGGAGCUUUAAAGUUAUAUUUAAGGAUACUACCAGUACCUUUAAUUACAUUUGAAGUGCAUCCUUUAUUAAUUGAUGCUAUACAACAUAAAAAGCAGGAUUUGGUAUUAUCAUCAAUAGUCCAUGCUCUUUUAUCUUUACCAAAAGGACAUUAUGACACUCUAAAGUUUAUGAUGGAACAUCUUAACAGGGUUGCCCGCCACUCGGCCCUAAACAAGAUGACCGAGUCAAAUUUGGCAACAGUGUUCGCGCCUACCCUCAUACUGCACCCGAACAUGAAUCUUCCGGACGUUCGAAGCGAUAUUAAUUUGCUCGAAAUAUUAAUUACUCACUACGAAAGCGUUUUUAAAAGAAGGUAAAUUAAUUAAUUACCGUGCAUAAAUUUCCACUCUAAUUAAAUUAGGGUCCUCUUUUAGAAAAAGAUCUGUGAUUAUGUUUAUGUUUUAUGUAUGGUUUAUAAAUUAUGUUUUUUGGUUGUAUUCUCGUUACGACGGUGAUUUGCUGUUUUUAUUCUUGCCUGUUUUAAUAUUUUCGUAGUUUUAUAUUUAUUUUAAUAUCAACCUUAAUAGGACUGGGUUGUAAAGCACUUGUAUUAAGAAAAUCUAUUGUGAUACCAAAAUAGCUGAUAUUUUUCCAAGCUGCAAUAACAAAAAUAUUUAGAAAAAAAUUAAAUCGUUAUAAAAACCUGACCAAUUCAAAUUUUUAAUUAAGUUUAG